AUGGGGAUGGGUGUGACAUGUGCAGCCCUAAUUGAUAGAAUUAAGAAGUUCAUUGAAGAGAAUGAAAAGCUGCGGAAACAGGUGGAGGAGCUUCAAAGAAGUUCAUCAUUGUCAAAAUCAACAUUUCUGGAGUUUAAUCCAUUUGAAAGGAGAUUCUUUAUUGUAAGAACUGCCAAAACUGCUAGCUAUGACGGAGGAGAGAAGGAAGAAGAAAGUGAUAAUGAGAUUUCAAUGACUUCACUGCAACUGAGGCUGUCUUGUGAUGGUAUUAAGAAGAAGAAAGCAAGUAAGAGUGAAUCCUUGUGCAACGAUUCAGGAAGUCAAGUGGGCUUAGAGUGA
Messenger RNA from Hevea brasiliensis (rubber tree), 339 nucleotides. RefSeq lists its product as uncharacterized. Lineage: Eukaryota; Viridiplantae; Streptophyta; Magnoliopsida; Malpighiales; Euphorbiaceae. The record is from RefSeq and is a predicted model, not a curated record. The transcript is spliced from 3 exons. The coding region runs from base 1 to 339 and encodes 112 amino acids.